This is a messenger RNA of Cylindrotheca closterium, 315 nucleotides long. Lineage: Eukaryota; Bacillariophyta; Bacillariophyceae; Bacillariales; Bacillariaceae. The record is from the annotation of a GenBank genome assembly.
AUGCUUGGUACUUGCUUCUAUAGUUCCGAUUUCAACAACCUUCGGUUGGAAAAGUUCGUCGAAGAUCAUCCAGAUGACUAUGAAUGGGUAUCUAAUGAUGAUGAAGAAGAGUACGAUUAUGAAGAAAAAAUUGAAGAAGAAGCUGUUUACGAAUAUUUCAAAGUAGAGGCUAUCGAAGACGCACCAGUGAAGGCACUGAUGUCUGACAAACUAGCUUGUAGAAAUAUCACUCGAAACAUUAUCAUUGCCCCAAAUGUUUACUUUUCAUAUGUGCUGUGUCACACCAUGUCGUGGAUUGCUAUCAUGCUCCCAUAA